UCACCAUUUCCCAACUUUUCCUUCGAAACAUCCUCCAUUUCUCAGUUUUUGACAAUGGCGGACAAAGUAUUCCCUUCCUCCAAACCCACCGCCACCGCUGCCCCUGGCGGAGCAGCAGCUCCUCCUCCAACUACUACCUCCACCACAACCAACGGCGGAACUACCAAAUCCCACCUCAUUAACCCCACCGCCCGCCUACCCUACCGUCCACAGCCCCAUAACAGACGUCGCAACUACCGUCCACGGCGCAACUACUGUUGCUGCUGCUGUUUCUGGAUCAUCCUCAUAAUCCUCGUGCUCGCCCUUUUAGUAGCCAUAACUGGCACCGUCCUUUACGUCCUUUACCGCCCUCACCGCCCUUCAUUCACCCUCGCUUCCCUCCGUAUCCACCGCUUGAAGCUCAAAACCGCCGCCGACUCCUCCUCUUCCCAUCUUUCAACCCUUUUCAACUUAACCCUUUCUUCCAAAAACCCCAACUCUCAUCUCUCCUUCUCGUACGACCCAUUCGUCAUUUCAUGUGUGACCAGCAAUGGCGACGUUCUGAUAGGGAACGGAACGUUGCCGGCAUUUGUCAGUGACGGCAAGGACGAGUCGACUUUCAGGGGGGUUACGGUGGCGUCGUCUUCGGAUUUGGACGCGGAGACGGUGAACAACUUGAGACCGGAACUGAAGAAAGGGAAUGGAGUGUCGUUGAAAGUUGAGAUGGAUACUAAAGUGACAGCGAAAAUGGGUGGGUUGAAGAGCAAGAAAGUUGGGAUUAGAGUUACGUGCGAUGGGAUUAAAGGGGUUGUCCCGAAAGGUAAGUCGCCGGCGGCGGCCAAUGUCUCCGGCGCCAAAUGUAAGGUUGAUCUCCGUAUCAAGAUCUGGAAAUGGACGUUUUGAGACGAGGGAUAAAGGUUUUCCAUUUUGAUGAAUUUUUUAUUAUGGUUUUGGUGUUGAAAUUUGAGUGUGAAACUGGAUUUUUUUUUUCAUUUAAAAAAUGUAACGUUAUAUACCAAUUCUAUCAAUCAGAUUUCCAGCAUUGUUGUUUGAA
Messenger RNA from Gossypium raimondii (Peruvian cotton), 1033 nucleotides. Its product is annotated as NDR1/HIN1-like protein 13. NCBI's taxonomy places the organism in Eukaryota, Viridiplantae, Streptophyta, Magnoliopsida, Malvales, Malvaceae. The record is from RefSeq and is a predicted model, not a curated record. The transcript has a single exon. Gene Ontology annotation, cellular component: plasma membrane. The coding region runs from base 55 to 882 and encodes 275 amino acids.